Trypanosoma cruzi is the source of this 4193-nucleotide messenger RNA. RefSeq names its product kinesin-like protein, putative. The annotation marks the transcript as partial. Gene Ontology annotation, biological process: mitotic spindle organization; microtubule-based movement. Lineage: Eukaryota; Euglenozoa; Kinetoplastea; Trypanosomatida; Trypanosomatidae. The transcript has a single exon. The record is from RefSeq and is a predicted model, not a curated record. Gene Ontology annotation, molecular function: ATP binding; microtubule motor activity; microtubule binding.
AUGAGCUCCAGGACAAAGACAACGCCACGUCCAAGGAAUACGGCGGCAGGGCUGACUCCGAUGGACGACGAGUCAAAUAUAGGAGAGUCGGAGAGUGUUAAGGUGUCAGUGCGGGUGAGGCCAUUCGACUCACGGGAAACAAGCGCUUCCCUGAUCAGCGUGUUGGCAAUGAACUCAAAGAACAGGACUGUCACAAUAUUCAAUUCGCUGCCAAAAGAGAACAACGCGAUAACUAGGAAGAAGACAUUUCAAUUUGACCAUGUCUUCUGGUCGCUUGACAGCCCCGACGAGAGCGGCGGCGAGCCUGUCGGUCAGGCCGAGGUGUACGCCACGAUUGGGCGGCCGCUGGUGGCGCACGCGUUCAACGGGUUCAACUCGUGCCUGUUUGCGUACGGGCAGACUGGGAGCGGCAAGACAUACACGAUGAUGGGCGCUGACCCGAACGCGGUUGGCGGAGCUGACGCUGGCGUGACGCCGCGGUUGUGCCUGGAGCUGUUCCAAAUGCGCGAGCGCAUCGAGGCGGAGGGCCACUCGAAGUGGUCGGUGGAGGUGGGGUACAUCGAGGUGUACAACGAGCGUGUGUCGGAUCUGCUGGCGAAGCGGAAGAAGGGCUCGAAGGAGGAGGUGUUUGUGGAUGUGCGCGAGCACCCGACGCGUGGCGUGUUCAUCGAGGGGCAGGAGCUGCGCGAGGUGUCGAGUCUGGACGAGGUCCUGGGGCUCAUCGAGGCCGGCAACCGCGUGCGCCACACCGCCGCGACGAAGAUGAACGACCGCAGCAGCCGCAGUCACGCGAUCUUCAUGCUGCUGCUGCGCGAGGAGAGGUCGAUGCAGGCGGCGACUGGGCAGACAAUCACGACGGCCGGCAAGAACAGCCGGAUGAACCUUGUGGACCUGGCGGGGUCGGAGCGUGUCGCGCAGUCCGAGGUUGUUGGGCAGCAGUUCAGCGAGGCGCGGCACAUCAACCUUUCGCUGACGACGCUCGGGCGCGUAAUUGACAUGCUGGCCGACAUGACAAAGAACAAGGAUAGCCAGUGGUCGAUGCCGCCGUACCGCGAGUCGAAACUGACGUUUCUUCUGAAGGACUCGCUCGGCGGCAACUCGAAGACGUUCAUGAUUGCGACGGUGAGCCCGAGCGGGAUGAACUACGAGGAGACGCUGAGCACGCUGCGCUACGCGUCUCGUGCACGUGACAUUGUGAAUGUGACGAAGGUGAAUGAGGACCCGCGUGCACGUCGCAUUCGUGAGCUGGAGGAGCAGAUGGAGCAGAUGCGCAAGGACAUUCAGGGCAAGGAUCCUGCAUACGUUGCCGAACUGGAGGAGAAGCUCAGGCUGCUGGAGGCGGAGACUCAGAAGCGCGCUGCCGACCUGCAGGCACUGGAGCGAGAGCGGGAGAAGAACGAGAUACAUGAGAAGAUGCUGCGCGCGACGGAGGCUGAGCGACAGGAGCUGCUGAGCAGGGCUGGCGCUUUGGAGCGGCAGGCCUUCGAGUUAUCCCGUAACAAUGAAAAAUUACUGCGCGAGCGGGAGGAGAAGGAGCGCCGCUUGCUUGAGCAAAUGCGGCGCCGCGAGGCCGAGAUGGAAAAUAAUCAGGAGAGGUGGAAUACUGCUCUGGAGCGGGAGCGGGUUUUGGUGCUUCAGUUGCGCCGUGAUUGUGAUUUUUAUCGAGUGCAGUUGGAAGCGAUGGAGUCCCGCUACGGUCUCACGGUGGAUUACGUGGAGUGUCUCGUAGAAAUUUCGAAGAUUUUUUACGAAAAGGGAGCAGCAUCUGUCAUGAAGUGCCAGUUGGCGCAAUUGCGGGAGUCGGAGGCGAAGUGGGUGUCGUCAAUGAAGGCAUUGAGGAAGGAUCACGACAAUGUCGCCGUCGAGCGCGCUCGAUUGUCGGAAUCACUGCGUACGAUGGAGACGAAGAACAAAGAGUUGGACGCUGCGAAUGAGGCGCUUGCGGUUCAACUCGCGCAAGUGGAGGGAGAGAUUUUACGCCUGCAGGAUCGGUUUACAAACACCGUGUCGGAUCGCGACGCACUUGCGGAACAUCUGCAGGUGAUUGAGGUUACAAAGGCGGAGUUAGAAACCCUCUACAACGAAUCCAACAAAAAAUGUGAAGAGUUUGAGCGCAAACUUAACUCACCCCCCGUUUGCACCCAUCAUUCCAAGAAAUUUGAGGGAGAAGAAUGGGAUGCCCUCCUACACGGCCGCCCAUCGGAGAUGCUGGAUGUAUUUACGAACGACGUCAGUACGGCCUGCAGGGUAUCGAAGGACUCGGUCAAUAAUGUAACGUUUGCACUCGGGAGUCUCACAUGCGAGUUUGACGUAACACAUGAUGCGGACACUACAGCAGCAGACAUAGACAAACGUAUCGCAGAACACCCGUUUUACCUCAUGCAAAAACUAUACGACAACCGCUACGGAGAAAAAAAAGGUAUCGACAAGGCUACGGACGAAAUAAAAAGACUAGAAAGACAACUCCAAAAAAAUGUGAAAGAUGUAGAUGAAAAGGCCAAAAAAAUUGAAGAAAUUGAAAACCAAAAAGAAGAACUAGUCCAAGAAAAUCACAAACAAAAGGAAACCAAUAUCGUUCUUCAAAAAAAACUUGAAACAAACGCAGAAAUUCACGAAAAAAUAGUUAAACAGUUACAUGACGCAAUAAAAAACAACACGAGUCUUACAAAUACCCUUCAAAAUCUGGAAAAGAAUCACAAAAACAUCGAAAGGGAACUUGAAUUGGUGACCGCUGAGCGCGAGGAGCUUGCCGAAAACCUGCGGGCCACGGAGGACGCGAAGGCCGAGGUGGAGAGGAACCUCGAGUCCGUGACCGCUGAGCGCGAGGAGCUUGUCGAAAACCUGCGGGCCACGGAGGACGCGAAGGCCGAGGUGGAGAGGAACCUCGAGUCCGUGACCGCUGAGCGCGAGGAGCUUGUCGAAAACCUGCGGGCCACGGAGGACGCGAAGGCCGAGGUGGAGAGGAACCUCGAGUCCGUGACCGCUGAGCGCGAGGAGCUUGCCGAAAACCUGCGGGCCACGGAGGACGCGAAGGCCGAGGUGGAGAGGAACCUCGAGUCCGUGACCGCUGAGCGCGAGGAGCUUGCCGAAAACCUGCGGGCCACGGAGGACGCGAAGGCCGAGGUGGAGAGGAACCUCGAGUCCGUGACCGCUGAGCGCGAGGAGCUUGCCGAAAACCUGCGGGCCACGGAGGACGCGAAGGCCGAGGUGGAGAGGAACCUUGAGUCCGUGACCGCUGAGCGCGAGGAGCUUGCCGAAAACCUGCGGGCCACGGAGGACGCGAAGGCCGAGGUGGAGAGGAACCUCGAGUCCGUGACCGCUGAGCGCGAGGAGCUUGCCGAAAACCUGCGGGCCACGGAGGACGCGAAGGCCGAGGUGGAGAGGAACCUCGAGUCCGUGACCGCUGAACGCGAGGAGCUUGCCGAAAACCUGCGGGCCACGGAGGACGCGAAGGCCGAGGUGGAGAGGAACCUAGAGUCCGUGACCGCUGAGCGCGAGGAGCUUGCCGAAAACCUGCGGGCCACGGAGGACGCGAAGGCCGAGGUGGAGAGGAACCUUGAGUCCGUGACCGCUGAACGCGAGGAGCUUGCCGAGAACCUGCGGGCCACGGAGGACGCGAAGGCCGAGGUGGAGAGGAACCUUGAGUCCGUGACCGCUGAGCGCGAGGAGCUUGCCGAAAACCUGCGGGCCACGGAGGACGCGAAGGCCGAGGUGGAGAGGAACCUCGAGUCCGUGACCGCUGAGCGCGAGGAGCUUGCCGAAAACCUGCGGGCCACGGAGGACGCGAAGGCCGAGGUGGAGAGGAACCUCGAGUCCGUGACCGCUGAGCGCGAGGAGCUUGCCGAAAACCUGCGGGCCACGGAGGACGCGAAGGCCGAGGUGGAGAGGAACCUCGAGUCCGUGACCGCUGAGCGCGAGGAGCUUGCCGAAAACCUGCGGGCCACGGAGGACGCGAAGGCCGAGGUGGAGAGGAACCUCGAGUCCGUGACCGCUGAGCGCGAGGAGCUUGCCGAAAACCUGCGGGCCACGGAGGACGCGAAGGCCGAGGUGGAGAGGAACCUCGAGUCCGUGACCGCUGAGCGCGAGGAGCUUGCCGAAAACCUGCGGGCCACGGAGGACGCGAAGGCCGAGGUGGAGAGGAACCUCGAGUCCGUGACCGCUGAGCGCGAGGAGCUUGCCGAAAACCUGCGGGC